Molecule: messenger RNA, 744 nt
Organism: Mycotypha africana
Lineage: Eukaryota; Fungi; Mucoromycota; Mucoromycetes; Mucorales; Mycotyphaceae
Product: triosephosphate isomerase
Exons: 3
Coding region: 1-744 (247 amino acids)
Biological process (GO): glycolytic process; glyceraldehyde-3-phosphate biosynthetic process; glycerol catabolic process
Cellular component (GO): cytosol
Molecular function (GO): triose-phosphate isomerase activity
Source: RefSeq, a predicted model, not a curated record
AUGGCUCGUCAAUUUUUCGUUGGUGGUAACUGGAAGAUGAACGGCUCUGUUGAGCAAGUCAAGAAGCUCGUUGAAAUGCUCAACGGUUUCAAUGUCCCUGCCAACACUGAGGUCGUUGUCGCUCCUCCCGCUCUCUACCUUGACCGUGUCCACCAAAACAUCAAGAAGGAAAUCAAGGUGGCCGCUCAAAACACCUACAUCAAGGCCUCUGGUGCUUACACCGGUGAACUCUCCCCUCAAAUGCUCAAGGAUAUGGGUCUUGAAUGGGUCAUCAUCGGUCACUCUGAACGUCGUGAAUACUUUAAGGAAUCCGAUGAACUCGUCGGUGAAAAGACCCAAUUCGCCAUCGAAGCCGGUGUCUCUGUCAUUGCCUGUAUCGGUGAAAAGCUCGAAGAACGUGAAGCCAACAUCACCAACGAUGUCGUUGCCCGCCAAAUGAAGGCUAUUGCCAAGUACGUCAAGGACUGGUCCAAGGUCGUCGUUGCCUACGAACCCGUCUGGGCUAUCGGUACUGGUAAGGUCGCCACUCCUGAACAAGCUCAAGAUGUCCAUGCCUACCUCCGUAAGUGGUUGGCUGAAAACGUCUCUCAAAAGGCUGCUGAUGAAACCCGUAUCCUUUACGGUGGUUCCGUCAACGGUGCCAACUGCAAGACUCUUGCUGCCAAGCCCGAUAUCGAUGGUUUCUUGGUCGGUGGUGCUUCUCUCAAGCCUGAAUUCGGUGAUAUCAUCAACUCUCGCCAAUAA